AUGUGCUGCUCAUGUUUCAGAAAGCAGCACCAACACGGGCUACACAGUCACUGUGAUGAGUCUCAGAGACACUGCACCGAGUCUCAGAGACACUGCACCGAGUCUCAGAGACACUGCACCGAGUCUCAGAGACACUGCACCGAGUCUCAGAGACACUGCACCGAGUCUCAGAGACACUGCACCGAGUCUCAGAGACACUGCACCGAGUCUCAGAGACACUGCACCGAGUCUCAGAGACACUGCACCGAGUCUCAGAGACACUGCACCGAGUCUCAGAGACACUGCACCGAGUCUCAGAGACACUGCACCGAGUCUCAGAGACACUGCACCGAGUCUCAAAGACACUGCACCGAGUCUCAGAGACACUGCACCGAGUCUCAGAGACACUGCACCGAGUCUCAGAGACACUGCACCGAGUCUCAGAGACACUGCACCGAGUCUCAGAGACACUGCACCGAGUCUCAGAGACACUGCACCGAGUCUCAGAGACACUGCACCUCUGCCCCAGGACUCAGGGUCUGGUUACACUACAACAACCGGAGGUCCUUCAGCAUCACCAACCACCUUAAAGUCAGCUCCUCAGAAACGUCCUUCAAAACGAUUUUGCACUAUGAAGAUCUGGUCCGUGUUGGUUCUCUGAAGGAAGACACACAGCAAAGAGAUGCUCUGCAUAAGCUUGGCCAGCUGCAGACAGUCCUCCAGGGGUAUUCUAACAGUGUCUACCUGAUACCGCCCAAGCCAAAGGGUAAAGAGGGAGAACAUAAGCCAACUAAGGGAAAGGACCCCAAACUGAGUGCAACUCCCAGUGAAGGAGAUGCUGCAGCAGAGGAGGAAGAUCCCCCCCCUCCCCCUCCCCCUCCCCCACCCAGGGGAUUCUAUAUCCACGGAGAUGUCGGCACAGGGAAGACCAUGCUGAUGGACAUGUUUUACGCUAACAUGGAACACGGUCGUAAGAAGAGGGUCCACUUCCAUAGCUUCAUGCUGGACAUCCACAAAAGGAUCCAUCGCAGCAAACAAAGCCUGCCUAAACGGAGGCUGGGGAAAAUGUUCACCUAUGACCCUAUCUCACCAGUUGCCAUGGAGAUCAGCAGUGAAACUUGCAUCUUGUGUUUUGAUGAGUUUCAGGUGACUGACAUUGCUGAUGCAAUGAUUCUGAAGCAGCUGUUUGAGAUCUUGUUCAGGACUGGAGUAGUGGUGGUGGCUACCUCCAACAGACAUCCUGAGGAUCUGUACCGAAACGGACUUCACAGAGACGCCUUCCUGCCUUUCAUCCACGUGUUGAAGGACUCCUGCCAGUCCAUCUGUCUGGACUCUGGUAUAGACUACAGGAGAAUGGACCGGCCUGCAGCCGAUCGACUCUACUUCCUCACAAGAGAGCCUGAUGCAGAGGCCUUCAUGGAUGUGCUGUUUGAUGAUCUGGCCCUGAUGCAAAACAAUGUAAAAGGACCAAAGGUACUGACCAUGCAGGGCCGGUGUCUGACGUUGGAGAAGACAUGUGGCACCAUUGCUGACUGCACCUUCCAGGAGCUGUGUGACAGACCUGUUGGUGCUAGUGACUACCUGGAGAUGGCUCGGCUGUUUGACACGGUCUUCAUCCGUCACGUUCCCCGGCUGACCCUGACGCUGAAGGACCAGACCAGGCGCUUCAUCACUCUCAUAGACACCUUCUACGACAACAAGGUGAGGGUGGUGUUACUGGCUGACGCUCCUCUCGACCAGCUGUUUGUCCACUCAGGGGGGGAGGAUGAGCGUGACCGUCUGCUCUUGGACGACCUGGGCCUCAGUGGGGACGUAGGGGAGCGUCUGUCUCUGUUCACAGAAGAGGAGGAGAUCUUUGCCUUCCAGAGGACCGUCUCCAGACUGACUGAGAUGCAAACAGAGAUGUACUGGAGCCAGGGGAACCGCAACAAUACUUAGACAUGCCUCUAGAACUACAAUACCCACGGUCUCUGGUUACAGGGACCACAUUGAUGAUCCAUACCCCUUUGACAAACUAAGGACUACAGUAACUAUGAUCCACACAUAUUGUCAACGUAGGACUACAGCAACUAAGAUCCAUAGCUUCUUUACGUGGAGUACAAAAACCUUGAUCCAUAGGGUUUUUACAAACGCAUGGACUGUAUAACCUUCAAGGGUUUGAAGCAGCUGCCUUUAACCUGUCUGUUAAUCAUCAUCCCAUCAUAUGAUGCAGUAAAACUUAAAUACCUCACAGAAAUCAGGUAGUAUAAAUGCCACUGGAAAAACACUCCCUCAUAAACUAUAGGUCAGGGCAGGUAUGAAACAAGACAUGCAUCAACAGAAAAAUCAAUUACAUGUAUGAGUACAAAGAGACAUAAAGUCCCAUAUUAUCCUAAAUGUGAGGUACAGACUUUUGCUAAACAGACUAGAGGGAGAACAUCAGCACUGAACAAGUGUCCCAUUCACUGUGGAGAACUACCACCACCUAGUGGUGUACCAAGGAAUAACAUCCAUUUUUUCCAACCUAAUGUUUUGUUUUUCUGACAAGGGAAACACAGGGCCUUAUAGUGUAUGUAAAAUAUUUUCAAAAAUAUGUUACAAUACUGUUUGUUUUGGGUUUGCCUAUCUGAAGUAGCAUUAUUAGAUGGCUGUGCAAUGAACGCUCAUAAGGUUUCCGUAAUUUUCCAAAUGCAAAUUGUAAUGCAUUGUAAUGGUAUGUGACGCUACCUUAUUGUGUGUUCUUAAACCUAAGUAACUAAGUAAAUAUUAUCAAAGGGACCCAUGAGUAUCGUGCUUGGAAGUCUAAUAAAUUAUUUUGCGUGCUGAAA
Hypomesus transpacificus is the source of this 2786-nucleotide messenger RNA. RefSeq names its product AFG1 like ATPase b (gene afg1lb). Lineage: Eukaryota; Metazoa; Chordata; Actinopteri; Osmeriformes; Osmeridae. Gene Ontology annotation, molecular function: ATP hydrolysis activity; ATP binding. The transcript has 13 exons. Bases 1 to 1917 code for a protein of 638 amino acids. The record is from RefSeq and is a predicted model, not a curated record. Gene Ontology annotation, cellular component: mitochondrion; cytoplasm.